UACUUAAUCCAUGUUAUAUUAAGUUAAAAGUCGAAAAAAUUAACGAAAAUUAUUAAUAAAAUGUUUUUUAAUAAGGUUUUAAAAGUAACUAACAAAAGUUGCUUAAUCCAACUAAUAAACAAGACAAGUUUGGCGGGAAAUAAUGUGCGUUUUUUGUCUGCCACAGCCGGUGGUCAUACAAACAUUUUGGAUUUCCACAAUGAAAAGUUACAAAACUAUUUAGAAGCCUUACGCAAAGAAUUCUAUGAUUUAAGAACAAAUGCUUCCGGCAAUGAUGAUGAAUACCGUAGAAUGGCUCAGUUAUCGGAUAUAGUUAAAAUGUUAGAACAACAUCGUGCCUUAAAGGGUAACAUGCCCUCGAAGGAGGAUAUAGAAGCAGAAAAGGAUAUAGAUAUGAAAGAUUUAAUUAAAGAGGAAGCUGAAGUUUAUACCACCCUAAUGGCUAAGACUGAGAAGGAGCUUAUGGAGAAAAUUUUAACUUUGGCCGAUACUGAGUAUUAUCCCUCUUUGAUAUUUGAAGUUAAUGCUGGUGCAGGGGGGCAGGAAGCAAUGUUAUUUGCCAAAGAAUUGUAUGAUAUGUAUACCAAUUAUUUUGAUAACAAUAAUUGGGAUUAUGAAAUUUUGGCCGAAGAUUUAACUGAUAUUGGAGGUCUAAGACAUGCUAAUGUUAUAGUCAAUGAUGAAGAAUCCUUUAAACGUUUACGUUACGAGGCGGGUGUACAUAGGGUGCAAAGAGUACCGGCUACUGAAAAAUCAGGACGUAUACACACCAGUACCGCCUCCGUGGCAGUAAUACCCAGACCGGCUGACAUAAAUGUUGUUAUACCCGAAAAGGAUUUAAAGAUUGAAACAAAGAGAGCCAGUGGUGCAGGCGGACAGCAUGUCAAUACCACCGAUUCAGCGGUACGUAUAGUACAUAUACCCUCCGGCAUUGCCAUAGAAAGUCAAACGGAACGUUCCCAAAUUAAAAAUAAAGAAAUUGCCCUAAAAAAACUACAAGCUAAACUAGUGCAAAUAGAAUUGGAAUCUGCAGAUGCUAGUACUAAGGCAACACGCAAAGCUCAACAAGGUAAUUUGGAUCGUAAUGAAAAAAUUCGCACCUACAAUUUUGUGCAGGAUCGAAUCACAGAUCAUCGUAUUCAGGGUGGUACUGUACACAAUCUGAAAGAGUUCUUUGAGGGUGGAGAACAUUUAAAUAAUCUUAUUAAAAAAAUAGCUUUGGAUUUCCGUAAAAAACGUUUGACCGAAAUGAUCGAAAGUUUUAAUGCAGAAGAAAUAAAGGCUGCCAAGGCGAAAUAAUUAUUUGCUGUGUUAAAAAUAGAACUUUGUGUUUUUAUAAUUUUAAAUAAAAAAUCCAAUUUUUGUUAUCCUUUAAA
Molecule: messenger RNA, 1376 nt
Organism: Lucilia cuprina (Australian sheep blowfly)
Lineage: Eukaryota; Metazoa; Arthropoda; Insecta; Diptera; Calliphoridae
Gene: mRF1
Product: peptide chain release factor 1
Exons: 1
Coding region: 61-1299 (412 amino acids)
Biological process (GO): translational termination
Molecular function (GO): translation release factor activity
Source: RefSeq, a predicted model, not a curated record